Molecule: messenger RNA, 3351 nt
Organism: Besnoitia besnoiti
Lineage: Eukaryota; Apicomplexa; Conoidasida; Eucoccidiorida; Sarcocystidae
Product: glutamate/leucine/phenylalanine/valine dehydrogenase family protein
Exons: 16
Coding region: 1-3351 (1116 amino acids)
Biological process (GO): L-glutamate catabolic process
Cellular component (GO): mitochondrion
Molecular function (GO): L-glutamate dehydrogenase (NAD+) activity
Source: RefSeq, a predicted model, not a curated record
AUGGCGACCGAAUGCACGAAUGGAGCGCAACCCGUCCGUGACGCGGAAGAUUCCGGGACUGUUUACCACCCGCCGACGUACUCGGCGAUGGCGUAUCCGCAGCGCCAUGCAUCCUUCACGUGCUACGACGGCACAUCGAGCGCAGCCACGACGUCGACCACCUCGUCUGGCCAAGGAGAGAAUGGAUCUCUGUCGAGAAGCUAUUUGGGGGGCCGCCCUGUAGGCAAGCUCGGAGACUCGACUCUGUUCGGAACGACCGACCCGACUGCGACCCCUGAGUUCCGCCCCAUGUCGCAAAAGUACGCGGCUCAGUAUGAGGAGGUCAAGCAAAUCCUGGCUCAGAGAGGAGAUCUCUCCAAGAGAGUGAUCAGCGCGAACGCCGACGCGUACUACAACCACCUUGGCCUGAACGAAUACUACUUCCAAACCGCCACUGCGCAAACGGUCGCGAGCAACUUGGCGUGCGUCAUUGCCGCCAAAAUUCUGAACGAGUUCUCGCAUACCGAUUACUUUCCGCAAAUCCAACAGGAGAGAGAUGGAGAGGUCUUCCUGCUCGCCAGGGCUUCCCUCAGGAACCGAAAGGCGUCCCAGAACUACUUGGUCGAGCGCGAAAUCGAGAGGAAGUUUUUGGGCCUGUCGGGCAUGACCACUCCCUACCGCAUGCAGUGCUACCGCUCUACUGGGUCUUUUUUUGACGACCCUGCGGAUGAGAACGAGAGACUGAGGACUUACUUUCUGCAGCAGCCCGAGUAUUGCACCGCGACAACCAGGGAUGGUGCUGAUCCUUGUGAGACUGAUCUUUCCAAGGUCCUCGACGUAUACUUCUACGCGAACAAGAGAAACACGGCGACGGCCGAGAUCUACCAGAAACUGAAUAAGGAGGUCGUAAAGGACUCGACUGGACAAAACCUCUUCAUCAAUGUGGUGCCUCGCGGAACUGGCUACCGCAUGGAUCUUGCUUUCCGUCGCGGACCCCACACUAAGGAGUUCUUCUCGCGCGUCGGCGACAGCGUCACGAUGUGGGGUUUCUACUCCCAGAGGAAGUACGUGGAGCCCCUCGCUAAUGGCGUCUCCAUCAUCACCACGUUCAUUGAGGAGCUGCCGGAGGACCAGUUGAUCGACGUGCCGCAAAUCAGCAUCAGCCGAAGAGUCGAGCGUCUGGUCAAGGCGAUUCGCAUGCAAUACAUCAUGCAACCCUCCAAAUUCACGGAGUUGGCGCAGGAGCGUCAUCUGAGCGUGCACGAGGCUGCGUAUGCGUGGGCUGUGACCAAGUUCAUCCUCCACUUUUCCGGCACUGUCGGCCCCGCGUUCGGCGCCAUCGAGAAGAUGGUCAAGAACUUUGGAUCGGCCGCGCAUCUGUCGCAGCAGGAGCUUUACGAGUUGCGCACUCGCCUGAAGCUGCCCCCCUUCUCUGAGGACACGAUUCUCAAGGUUGUGGAGGCUCAUCCGGACAUCAUCAAGCGUCUGUACGCGGAAUUCCAGGAGAUGCAUCACCCGCGAGCGUACGCAGAGCGCGGACGGGUGCUGAAGGAGUGGGAAGAGGAGACGCCGCUGCGGCGAGACAUUCUGUGCUUGGACAGCCCCGAUGCGCCGCCGAUUCUGCUCAAGUUCCGGCAGUUCAACAAGCACAUCGUCCGCACAAACUUCUGGAAGGACGUUAAGCAGGCGCUCGCCUUCCGCAUGGACGCAGAGUUCUUGCCCGAGGCCGACUACCCCGAGCGCCCCUACGCAGUCCUCUUCACUGUUGGCCUCAACUUCACCGGAUUCCAUGCGCGAUUUGCAGAGGUCGCCCGUGGAGGCGUCCGCGUCGUGCAGUCCUUCACGACGCAGAGCUACCAGCGCAACCGCGACACGGCGUUCGAUGAGGUCUACAAGCUCGCCAGCACGCAGAACUUGAAGAACAAGGAUAUCCCCGAGGGCGGCAGCAAGGGUGUCGUCCUGCUGAACAAAACUGAGUCCCGCGACGAAGCCGCGGCGCUGACCAAGUCUGCCUUCAAGGCUUACAUUGACAGCAUGCUGGACGUGCUGCUUACGGAUCCGCGGGUCGUGGACCGCCUCGGCAAAGAGGAGGUGUGUUUUUUGGGUCCCGAUGAGCACACAGGCACUGGCGGUCUGAUGGACUGGGCGGCGCUGCGAGCGAAAGAGCGAAACGCGUGGUUCUGGAAGGCGUUCACCACUGGCAAGCUGCCGGCGAUGGGCGGCAUUCCACACGACACCUACGGCAUGACCACGGCGAGCAUUGAGACGUACAUCCAGGGCAUCUUGGAGAAGAAGAACUUGAAGGAAGAGGAUGUGACGCGUCAGCUGAUUGGAGGCCCGGACGGCGACCUCGGCAGCAAUGCGCUGCUCAAGAGCAACACGCGCACGACCACGAUCGUGGACGGCAGCGGCGUCCUUCACGACCCCAAGGGCCUGGACAUCAACGAACUCCGCCGGCUCGCGCGCCGUCGCUUCGAGGGCCUCCCAACCAGCUCGAUGCUGUACGACGAGAAGCUGCUCAGCCCCAUGGGCUUCAAGGUCUCCCAAGACGCGCGCGACGUCGUGCUCCCCGAUGGAACGGCGGUCGCCUCCGGCUUCGAGUUCCGCGGCGGAUUCCACCUCGACGCGCGCGGAUCCGCCGACCUCUUCAACCCCUGCGGCGGACGCCCCGCCUCUAUCACCCCCUUCAAUGUCGACAAGAUGUUUGAUGGCAAGGGCGCGCCGCGCUUCAAGUUCAUCGUCGAAGGUGCCAACGUCUUCAUCACCGAUGAAGCCCGCCGCAUGCUCGAAGAACGUGGAGUCAUUCUAUUCAAAGACGCCUCGACAAACAAGGGUGGCGUGACGUCGUCGUCGCACGAGGUGCUCGCGGCGCUGGCGAUGACCGACGAGGAGUUUGCGCAGCACAUGCAGGUUCAGGACUCGAAGGAGCCACCGGUCUUCUAUCAAGUCUACGUGCAGCAGGUGAUGAAGCGCAUCCGCGAGAACGCGCGCCUCGAGUUCAACGCGCUGUGGGACGAGAGUCUGCGCACCGGCAAGCCCCGCUGCGACUUGACUGACGUCCUCUCAGCCAAGAUCCUGAAGCUCAAGCGCGACAUUCGCAACAGCGACUCGCUCUGGAACGACGACGAUCUCGUGAGCCGCGUCUUGCUCAAGGCGCUGCCGGAAGUCCUCGUUCCUGGACUCAUGAGCAUCGAAACCCUCCGCAAGAGAGUGCCUGAGUCGUACCUGCAAGCGAUUUUCCAGUGCUUCCUGGCGUCUCGGUUCUACUACUCCCAGCAGUUCACCGAUGAUCUUUCGACUUUCGCCUUCUUCGACUACAUUCGCCGCAUCAAGGCGGAGCCCGCGCCCGCGGCGGAGGCUAAAGAAAACUGA